UGCACAGCAGCUUUUGUGUUGUCACUCUUCAUCCUCUUAUCUUGGUUUUAGUUUGCUCCACUUCUCAAAACAAAAAGAAAGAAAGAGUUUGAUACUUUCCACUUUACGCCAUUAAUUUUCGUUGCAGUCAUCUCUUAGUUUGGUUCUGCUUUACUCGAUCUAGUUCUUUUUUUAAAAAAGAAAAAAAAAUCAAACUUUUUACCUUAAUUUUCGUUGCAGAUUUUUGUGUUCGUAUCCUAUCCUUUUAGUUGUACUCUGCUCCACUUUUCAAAAAAAGAAAAAAGAAAAAAAAAAGUAGGUAAGUAUUUUAAGCUUCUCACUCCUGCUCUCAUUUACUAUAGCGAUUAUCCUUGAUCUGUGAAGUCAUGGAAGAAAAACCUACAAAAAUUGUAGUGUGAAGGAGAGAGUUUGUUUGCUCUGUUUUACAUAUCAAGGCUUAUAACAAAGCAGGCUGCUCUGGAAUAGUUUGAUAUCCUAAAGAGAGAGUUUGUUGGCUCUGUUUUACUUAUCAAGACUUGUAGUGAAGGGAAAAGAAGAAGGUAUAGCCAACUGUUCAUGGUUACUGCUACUCAACAAAGUGACUGUCCGAGCGGAAAACAAAACAAGCUAUUCUGGAAUAGUUUGAUAUCGUAAGGACAGAGCUUUCAGCUUUCUUGUGUAUCGCACUAACGGCACACGUGAAGACGGAAGGAGACCAUUAUCUUCAGUAAUAUUUCAAACAUAGAGCAACCAUCCUUGAUCUGCUAAGUCAAAGGAGUAGAAGAGAAACUAGCUCAAAUUGUAGUGUGAAGGAGAGAGUUUCAUUUUAAUUUUCUCUACUUAUCAAGACUUGUAACAAAGCGAAAAGAAGAAGGUAUCACUAAGUGUUCACGUUUACUGAUACUCAGAUAGAAAGGAAAACAAGCUACUCUGGAAUAGUUUGAUGUCCUAAAGAGAAAGCUUUCAGCUUUCCUUUGUAUGCCGGCGUGAAGACAGUAGAAGACUAAUUAUCUUCAUCAAUAUUCCAAAGACAGAGAGACCAUCAUUGUUCUGCCAAGUCAAAGGAAUAGAAGAAAAACCUGCUAAAAUUUUAGUGUGAAGGAGAGAGUUUGCUCUACUUAUCAAGACUUGUAACAAUGGGAAGAGAAAAAGGUAUCGUCAACUAUUCAAUCUACUGAUACUUAUUAGCAAAGUGACUGUCCGUGUGGAAAACAAGCUGUUCAGGAAUAGUUUGAUAUCCUAAAGACUAAAGAGAGAGGUUUCAGCUUCCUCCCCAGCCCACGUGAAGAUAGUAGAAGACUAAAUUAUCUUUCAUUAAUAUUCCAAAGACACAGAUAGCAGCCCAACCCAAGAAGCACAAAAAAAAAACACAGACCAAUCAGAAGCACAAAAUGGAGGUUCUUACGGAGACCGUUAAAGUGAUCGUUGAAAAAGUUGUGGGCUACGCAAUUGGAGCAGUAGCACGUCAGAUGGGUUAUCUGAUUCACUUCAAAAGAAAUGUUGAGAAUCUCAGCAACAAAGUUGGCGAUCUCGAAGACGCUAGAAAGAUUGUGGAACAUAAGGUUGAAGCUGCUAGAAUGAACGUAGAAGAAAUUGAAGCUAACGUCCAGAGGUGGCAGACACGUGUUCAGGGGAUCACUGCAGAGGUACAAGAAUUUGUUGAAAAGGAAGGCCAAGCAAAGUUGAAGUGUUUUAAUUUGAAGGCCCGUUAUCAGAUUGGAAAAAAAGCACAGAAGAUGGGAUUGGCCGUCAAGGAACUCAAGGUUACGGCCGACACGUUCCAUACAGUAGGCCACCGUGUCCCUAUAGAAGGGGGUACUACAAUUUCAACUAAAGGUUAUGAGGAAUUUGAAUCAAGAAAAUCAAUUUUUGACGGAGUUAUGAAGGCUCUAAAAGAUGAUAAUAUUCCUGCCAUUGGGGUUUGUGGGAUGGGCGGCUUGGGCAAGACCAUGCUUGUUGGAAAAAUUGCAACGCAAGCCAUAAAAGACAAGUUAUUUGAAAGGAUUGUUACAGUAGUUGUAUCCCAAACUCCAAACUUGAAACAGAUUCAGAAAGACAUUGCAAAAGAAUUAGAGUUGAAGUUUAAAGAUGAGGACACUGAUUUUCAAAAAGCACAUUUGCUACGUGAGAGGUUGAAGAAAGAGAAGGUCCUUUUAAUUGUAGAUGAUAUUUGGAACAAGAUUGACUUGGAUGCUCUUGGAAUUUCUUUUGGGGAUGAUCGCAAAGGAAGCAAACUAUUGCUAACAUCUAGAUUUCAAGAUGUAUUGGACAAGGAUAUGGAUGCUCAAGAGAUAUUCCAAGUUGGAAUUUUAUCAGACAACGAAGCUAAAUUCUUGUUUGUAAAGAUAGCAGGCGAUUUUUCUGAAACAAUGGAAUUCCAAUCUACCAUGGUUGAGGUUGUCAAAGAAUGUGCAGGUUUACCAAUUGCCAUUACAACUGUUGCGAAUACAUUGAAAAAGCAAAAGAAUCUAGAUAUAUGGAAGGAUGCCGUGGGUCAAUUAAAAAGGGCAAAUCCAACACAGAUCAAAGAGAUGCAUGAGAUGGUAUACUCAAGUAUAAAGUUGAGUUACGAUUUUUUAACUAAGGAAGCGCAAUCUUUGUUCUUGUUCUGCAGUAUAUUUGAAGAAGAUAAGGUCAUACAAAUAGAUCUCUUAUGGAGAUAUUUGGUGGGUUUGGACUUCUUUGAGGAUGUUUAUACAGUGGAAGAAGUGAGAAAUAGGGUCUACGCAUUGGUCAAUAGUCUAAAAGAUUCUUGCUUGUUGUUGGAAGGUACUGGAAGUGGUACAUUUAAAAUGCAUGACGUCAUUCGUGAUGUUGCCAUUUAUAUUGCAGACAAAGAGGAGAAAAUGUCAACCAUAAGAAGUUUAGAAGGUCCGGAAAAAUGGUUAAAUAUUAAAAAAUGGGAAGAUUCUUUUGGAAUCGCACUUUUUGAUGUUGACUUUAAGGAGCUUCCUGAAGGGUUCGGAUGUCCACAACUUAAGUUCAUUUUUUUGGGUAAUAGAAGAGUUUUAAGGCCACCAAUUUCUAAUAACGUUUUUGAAGGAAUGAAAGAGCUUAGAGUUUUAGUUUUGAUUAACGCAAGUCUUUCGAAUCUUUCAUCCAUUUCAGGCCUUCACAAUCUCCAAAGUUUAUUUUUGGAUGGGUGUAAGUUGGAAGACGUGGCUUUAAUUGGAGAAUUGAAGAAUUUGAGAGCUCUUACCCUAUCAAAUUCCAACAUAAAGCAGUUACCCAUGGAAAUAAGGCAAUUGACUCGCCUUCAAUUGUUGAAUUUGAACUAUUGCUUCAACCUUGAAGUCAUUCCAUCCAAUGUAUUUUCAGAUUUGAGAGGGUUAGAAGUACUGUAUAUGAAUCGUAGCUUCAAUCAAUGGCAUGUUGAUGGCGAAAUCACAGAAAGAAACAAUACUAGGGUCUCUGAGUUAGACCAUAUGCCACUCUUGACCACAUUAUAUAUACAUAUCCCCAAUCCUAAGAUUCUACCAAAAGCCUUACUUUUUGAGAAAUUGAAAAGAGAUGAAAUAUUAAUAGGCAAUUAUUCGGAUUGGGAUGGGUAUUGGCACGAUGAGUUUGAAGUCUCAAGAACGUUGAAACUUCAACUUGAUAGAGGCUUGCAAAUAGACGAUGGGAUUAAAGUUUUAUUGAAAAGCUGUGAAUAUCUUGAUCUGAAUCCUAAGGAGGGUAUUAAAAAUAUUCUUUACGAAGUUGACAAGGAAGGUUUUCCACAAUUAAAGCAUCUCUAUGUUCGAAACAGCACUGAGAUUCAAUACAUCGUUAACUUGAUGGAGUUUAAAUGUGUUGCAUUUCCUGUUUUACAGUCACUUUCUCUAUAUAAUAUAGAAAAUCUUGAAGAAAUAUGCCACGACCAAGUUCCAAUGGGGUCUUUCCUUAGCUUGAAAAAGUUAAAAGUAAGGAAAUGUGAAAAGUUGACAUCUGUCUUCUCCUUAACUAAGUUUGGAUGCUUUUCUCAACUUCAAGAAAUAAAGAUUGAAGAUUGCAAGGUCAUGUUUGCAAUUUUUUCAAAGGAAAGAAAACACGAGAUACAAGUCAACCACGACAUCAGAACGGAUAUAAUUGACUUCACUCAAUUGCGUUCUUUGUAUCUACAAAACUUACCAAAUUUGGUGGGUUUCCAUCCUGAUGCUGAUUCUCAGCUGCUUUUCAAUGAAAAGGUUGCAUUUUCUAACUUGGAGGAAAUAUACAUCAAAGGCAUAGAUAACCUGAAGAUGUUAUGGCACAAUCAUCAACUCGUUCCAGAUUCCUUUUGCAAAAUAAAAAAGUUGCAUGUUGGCAGUUGUAAAAAUCUAAUGAACAUUUUUCCUCCUAAUAUGUUGAGAAAACUCCGGAAUCUUGAAGAAUUAACGAUAAAGGAUUGCAAUUCGGUAGAAGAGGUCUUUGAGGUUAGAGGGGAAAAUGUUGAUGAAAUAUGUGAUAAGGGAUCCACUCAGUUGAGACACCUGACUUCAAGCAAUUUACCGAAACUUAAGCAUGUAUGGACUUCGGAUCCUGAAGCAAUUUUAACAUUUCAAAAUCUGCAUAAAGUUAAAGUUUCUCAGUGUAAAACUCUGAAAAGUCUAUUUCCAAUCUCGGUGGCCAAAAGUCUUGAACAACUUGAGAGUCUACUUGUAAAUGAUUGUGGAUUAAUGGAGGAAAUUGUUGCUUUGGAAGAAGGAUUGGAAAUAACGACUGAGUUUGUGUUCCCACGAAUAACCUCUCUAAGUCUUGAAUUGUUGCCUGAACUCAAGUAUUUCUAUCCUGGAAAGCACACUUCAAAGUGGCCAUCAUUGAAAGUUUUGAAGAUAUGCAAAUGCAACAAAGUGAGGAUUGUUUUUUCGAAUGAAUUAAGCUUCCCAAAUACAGAUGGGUUGGACCAUCAUGUUCCAGUUCAACAGCCCCUCUUUCUUGUUCAAAAGGAUACAUUCCCUAACUUGAAAGAAUUGGAUUUGGAUUGGAAUGAAACCAUGAAUCAGACAAAUGGUCGACUUUUUGGAGAGUUCUUUUGCAAACUAGAAGUUCUCAGAUUGUACGGCAAAGAUGAUAAAUUGAUAGCAGUCCCUUCGGUAUUUGUUGAAGGAUUACGCUGUCUUAAGUCUCUUUCCGUCACUAAUCUUUUCUUCGAUAACGAAGGACAAUAUGCUGGGACGUUUGAACGUUUGACAGAGUUGAAACUAUAUAAAAUGCCCAAGUUGAUGCUUUUGUGGAAGGAAAACUCUGAACAAGGUAGGGCAUUUCAAAAUUUGGAGAUUCUGAGCGUAUCAGAAUGCGGUAGAUUAAAAAAUUUAGUUCCAUCCUCAAUGCAUUUCCGAAAUUUAAACAUUUUGAGUGUAUGGAAAUGUCAUGGGUUGAUUAGUUUUGCAACUUCCUCAACAGUCAAAAGUUUGGUCCAACUCAAAAGAUUGUAUAUAUCUGAAUGCAAAAGAAUGAGAGAAAUAGUCACAAACGAGGGAGAAGGUGAAGCAGGAGAUGAGAUUUGUUUCAAUCAAUUGGAAGGAUUGUACCUUGAAGAUUUACCCAGUUUGAGAAGCUUCCACUUGGGUAAUCGCACCAUCAAAUUCCCAUCACUGGAAGAUCUAAUUGUGGCCGUAUGCCCGGAAAUGAAGAUCUUCUCUAAUGGAGUCCUAAGCAUGCCGAAGCUAAAGAAAGUUGGACUGAACGAAAACGAAUGGUGGGCAGAGCAAAGAGAACUGUUACCAGAGGAAGAUGUGAAUAGCGCCGUAAAAAGAUUUUGGGAGGAAAACUAUGAUCCAUGCGUGCAACAACUAUUCACUGAGAAGACUGAUGCAAGCACAAGUGAGGCAGGAGAGAAAAAUGGUGUUGAUAACUUGGAGGAUGACUUAAAGGAAGAUUAAUCUUUUAAUUUAUUAAUGAUUCAAUUCUAGAACAUUAUAAAUAAUUUAUAUUGUAGUUGUUCAAUGUAGGUUCUAUAAGGUUCUAUUGUUGAACAUGUGAUGUAGUCUUUUUCUUUUUUGGGGGGUGUCAUGUAGACUUUAUUGGAUUGGACCAAAAAGUUUGCCGGAAUGUAUUGGUGUGUUGUGUAUAAGCCAUAAGGUUGAGACUCAUGUAGACUCAUAGUAGCUUUGUCAUGGGGCUUUGGAGCUAAGACAAGGCUAUUGUAUAGUCCAAGAAAUCAUACAAAGUUUUAUUAGUGAAA
Quercus robur (English oak) is the source of this 6124-nucleotide messenger RNA. Its product is annotated as probable disease resistance protein At4g27220. The coding region runs from base 1371 to 5822 and encodes 1483 amino acids. Lineage: Eukaryota; Viridiplantae; Streptophyta; Magnoliopsida; Fagales; Fagaceae. The transcript is spliced from 14 exons. The record is from RefSeq and is a predicted model, not a curated record. Gene Ontology annotation, molecular function: ADP binding.